Molecule: messenger RNA, 2076 nt
Organism: Electrophorus electricus (electric eel)
Lineage: Eukaryota; Metazoa; Chordata; Actinopteri; Gymnotiformes; Gymnotidae
Gene: cyria
Product: family with sequence similarity 49 member A
Biological process (GO): regulation of actin filament polymerization
Molecular function (GO): small GTPase binding
Source: RefSeq, a predicted model, not a curated record
CACGCUCGAGCCAGCUAGCUCCGCGAGCGCCGCGGGACGUUGCUAGGGACCGUGGUCUCGUGCAGGACGGAGAGUAAACGGACGAGUAGCUCUCGCCUGUUAUGUGAACCUUCGAUAGAUUUUGUCAGUGGAGUUUCGCGAGAUUCGCAGUGUUGACAGCAAGUUUUGCUAGAUGGCGAUGGCUAACCGUCCUUAACGUUAGCCCAUGCGGGGUUUACCUGAAGUAACGGAGGUCUAGCUGAACUACUUAGCCUGUUAGCUGUCUAGCUUCAUGUCUCCAUGUCUUUAAACUGCGUUUAAACUGCGACUCUGCUGCUGGUGCCACUGCCUAGCUUGCUGAUAUUAGCUAACCUAACUUCUUUACCCAGCACACCAUCAUUACGAGCGAGGGUAAGUUAGGGACGCGGCUAGGAAACCAUCAACAAGCGAAUGAUCUAAAAGGAAAUCGAAGGUUCUCCUCCAGAUAAGAAACCAAAUGGGGAAUCUUUUAAAAGUGCUCACUUGCACAGAGCUUGAUCAGGGACCAAACUUUUUCCUUGACUUUGAAAAUGCGCAGCCCACAGAUAGUGAGCGAGAAGUGUGGAACCAGGUGAACGCUGUGCUCCAGGAAUCUGAGAGCAUCUUGUCUGGCCUGCAGGCAUACAAGGGCGCAGGACGUGAGAUACGAGAUGCGAUACAGAAUCCUAACGACUUGUUACUUCAAGAGAGGGCAUGGAACUCCGUGUGUCCUCUCGUGAUUCGGCUCAAGAAGUUCUACAGCUUCUCGCUGAAGCUGGAAAAAGCCCUGCAGAGUCUGUUGGAGUCUUUGACCUGUCCACCGUGCACACCCACCCAGCACCUGGAGAAGGAGCAGGCCCUCGCUAAACAGUUUGCUGAAAUCCUGCAUUUCACGCUUCGCUUUGAUGAACUCAAGAUGAGGAUUCCUGCCAUCCAGAACGAUUUCAGCUACUACAGAAGAACAAUCAGUCGAAACAGAAUAAACAACAUGAAUUUGGACAUUGAAAAUGAAGUCAACAAUGAGAUGGCAAACAGAAUGUCUCUCUUCUAUGCUGAGGCUACCCCCAUGCUGAAAACUCUCAGUACAGCAACAACAAACUUUGUCACUGAGAAUAAGACGUUGCCCCUGGAGAACACCACGGACUGCCUGAGCACGAUGGCCAGUGUGUGUAAAGUCAUGUUGGAGACACCAGAGUACACAAGCCGGUUCAACAGUGAGGACACGCUCCUCUUCUGCAUGCGGGUGAUGGUUGGGGUCAUCAUCCUCUAUGACCACGUGCACCCCAAUGGUGCCUUCACCAGGAGCUCCAAAAUUGAUAUGAAGGGAUGCAUAAAAGUCCUGAAAGAGCAGCCUGCUGACAAUGUUGAAGGUCUCCUGAAUGCCCUGAAAUUCACCACAAAACAUCUGAAUGAUGAGACGACUCCAAAACACAUCAGAUCGAUGCUCCAGUAAGCUUGUUUUUAAAAUGAAGAGGAUCAGUGUACAGACCUCAAAAGAUGUAUAUGUUUACAUUUAUUUAAGGACUUGGUGUUAAUACUUGUGCGUAUUUACAUAGCCAUUCCCUCCAAGUUACUGCAGUGAAAAGAAAACAUGCUUGUAAUCUAAACAGAACAAAUUCUGUACUGUCUGUCAAAGCACAACUUAACGAAUCCAGGCAGCCUUAUACAUACUCAUGAUCUGUUUCUUUCGAAUCAAAAACGGUGAAUGUUUUAACCAAAAGUGGCUAAUGCCUUAUUGUGGAUUCGGUGCGACACCGUGGGGGUGUCCAGUGAAGUGAACCAGCUACAGCUGAAGUGUUCUGUGACUGACUGACUAAACCCUGACUCAGUGGUGCUGUUUCAUUGACUCAACAGUGAGAAGACCGUUCUGCAAUGCCAUAGUAAGCAGUAAUGUAACCAAAAUGUUUUUUUAAUAAUGUGAUUUUGGCAAAAGGUUUGGAUUUUUUUUUUUUUGUUGUUGUUUUUUUGUUUUUGUUUUGUGAUGUGUGCUCUUUGUGUGUGCGUGCCUCUCUAACAUUUUCAUUACUUAUCACCACAGCUUUAAAAAUGAAAAUAAAAUGACAUUGAGUAUAUUUUAAA